AUGGGUUCAAGGGGUAUAUUUUUCUGUGUUCUUCUGUCAUUGUUUUGCUUGUCUUUUGCAGCAGAUCAAGUGAAGGUUACAGUAAAAGGUGUGACCUCCAUAGCAAGAACAGAGGAUAAUUUCAUAUGUGCAACAUUGGAUUGGUGGCCUUCAAAUAAGUGUGAUUAUAAUCAGUGCCCAUGGGGAAGAGCAGGCAUUCCUUAUCUUGAUUUGGAUAACAAAAUACUUGCUAAUGCCAUCAAAGAAGUAUGUACUUACAUGCUCAUUCACUUGUGCAGGGCUUUAGUGACAUUUGGCGUAAAUGCCUUGUUCGGGAGGAGAAGACCCAUAUCUGGCGAUUCGCUUUGGAGUGGUGACUGGAACCCACAAAAUGCUCGCGAUUUGAUGGAGUACACCGUCUCAAAAGGAUACAAGAUUGAUUCAUAUGAAUUUGGAAAUGAGCUAUGUGGAACCGGUGUUUCUGCAAGAAUACAGGCAGAACAAUAUGGCAAGGAUGUAGUUGCACUCAAGAACCUGGUUGGGGAAUUGUACCCGGACCCUGAUACACGACCACAGGUGUUGGGUCCUGCCGGGUUUUAUGAUGAGAAAUGGUUCAAUAGAUUCCUUCAGGCAACUGGACCAAAUGUUGUCGAUGGUUUAACUCACCACAUCUACAAUCUUGGUGCAGGUGUCGACUCAACCCUUAUCAACAAGGUUCAAGAUCCCUUCUUUCUUGAUCAAAUAGCACAGACAUACAAAGACAUUUCAAGAAGCAUUCAGUUAUUUGGACCAUGGUCAGGAGCAUGGGUUGGGGAAGCAGGUGGAGCUUAUAACAGCGGAGGCAAAGACGUAUCCCGUACUUUUGUCGAUGGAUUUUGGUACUUGGAUCAAUUGGGCAUGACAUCAACUUUCAACCAUAAGGUUUUCUGCAGACAGGCUUUCAUAGGAGGAAACUAUGCCAUUCUAAACACAACAACAUUCAUGCCUAAUCCAGAUUACUAUGGUGCACUCUUAUUUCAUCGUUUGAUGGGAAAGAACGUACUCUCUGUCAAUCAUAAUGGCUCCCCAUACCUGCGUGCCUAUUCUCAUUGCUCCAAGAACUCAGAUGGCAUUGCUGUGCUUCUAAUCAACAUGUCCAAUUCCACAACCUUCGAAAUUUCUGUCGUAAAUGACUUUAACUUCUACCCUGAAGAUCGAUUCAAGACAAUGGAUGAUAGUGAUGGUACAAAACAAAGGGAAGAGUAUCAUUUGACCCCAAAAGAUGGUAACAUACAAAGCGAUGUUGUAUUGCUAAAUGGAACUCCAUUGAAGCUCACAGAAUCAUCUGAUAUUCCUUCUAUGAAUCCAAAACUUGUUGAUGCUUCAUUACCUAUUACCGUCGUGCCCGACUCUAUUGUUUUUGCCACCCUGAAAGGUUUUCAAGCUCCAGCUUGUGCUUAG
Messenger RNA from Fraxinus pennsylvanica, 1419 nucleotides. The record is from the annotation of a GenBank genome assembly. NCBI's taxonomy places the organism in Eukaryota, Viridiplantae, Streptophyta, Magnoliopsida, Lamiales, Oleaceae.